UGGUCAGCAGUUUUCGUUCCUACUACAUCAAUAUGGCGUCCUUUGUGACAGUUGGCGUCUUUUUGCAAGAAGCCGUUUAUUCUCAAUAAAGCACUAUCUGAUAAGUGUUUGGUCUGUCUGACUUCACCGCUUAUGGAACUGAAGAAUAGCUAUGGAAGGUGGAGGGAAGUAUUGGGUUAUUGAGAAUAGCGACGAUGAAAGGGACGAGGAGUUGAAAGCGUUCAAGGGGAAUUCAACAGGCGAUAUUCCUAUUCAAAUUUUAAAGCACUACAAACAGAUAGAGCAAGAUGGAGUUAUUGAGAUCAAACUAGAGGAAUACCGUAAACAGCGAAAAGAUGACUUACCUGUGAAGCAAAAGCGCAAAGAAGACGAGGAAGAUAGAAAUGCUGACGGGGAGAUUGAUGAAAAAAAGCAAAACUAUGCCAACGAUAGGUCUGUAGAGGCCUCAGCUUUCGAUUACAUGGAUGAUAGUGACGAAUGGCAGGGACCUAAGCGGACGCCCAAACAUGGUAGGGUAAAUAAGAAAAGGGUUGGCUCUUUGCAAAAUGUCAUAUCUGAUUUAAAGCGGUUCAAAGAGCUUGACCAGUCUGUUUCUGAGGAUCAAGGCAGUAAUAGCGGGAAGGGAAAGCCUACUCACCUAGAAAAGGAGCCAACAGAGAAAAACUUAACUAUACAAAUCAAAUCUGAAUGCACAGAUUGAAGAGCAGUAUAUAAGACCUAUGUAUCAUUUCUUAUAUUUCUGAGUGGCUGGCAAGCAAAACACCAAACAAACUAUACAAUGGAAAAGUACUGUACUCAAACUGGUUACCCAAUCUCAUCACUCCCCUAGAAUUUUUUGGAUUGGGGCUAAUAACAAGGUUAUGGUACUGGAAUGCUUGUUUACAGAACUCAAAUAUUUUUAAAAAACUGUGUAAAAUAUGUAUAAAACCAAUGUUACCAUAAAGUUUUAGGAAUUUUUAUUCAUAAGAAUGUGUGCCAUCAGAAAUGUCAUUAUAAACCAAGUAGGGAAUUGGCUUGCUUUCCAGAUUGUUUAGAAAAACACUAUAUAUGAAAAAUGUUUUUGCCAAAAUACACAUGAAAAAGCAGUACGACAAGCAUCCCUGGUACUUAUUAAACACUCCACUGUUGAAAUACCCUAUUUUCCUAAAACAGGAAACAAAAAGAAACGUUUUUUAAAACAUCUUGGAUUGUAUCACCAAUUCACUCAUAAACAGGAUUUGACUUGGUGAAAUUAAUGAGCUACUGUAUGGCUGGUAUUAUUUUCCAGAUCCCCAGUGCUAUGGGCACUGUUGUAUGGGUCUGGCUAGAAUUUACUUAUGAGAAGUAGCAAUAUAAUUAACUCAUACUGCCUGGCAUCCAGGUAAAUCACCAGUAGACUGCACACAAGUGUGUUUUACUUAAACAUCGAAAAGUGUGUAUUCUCUAAGAUUGCACUCAGUUUUUAAUCAUUGCUCCCUUACCACACUAUAUUAAUGUAAUUUGAAUGUAAUAGGUAAAGUACCAUGCAAUAAAAAUGAUGUACUUGUGA
This is a messenger RNA of Nematostella vectensis (starlet sea anemone), 1528 nucleotides long. RefSeq lists its product as uncharacterized. The record is from RefSeq and is a predicted model, not a curated record. The coding region runs from base 152 to 700 and encodes 182 amino acids. The transcript is spliced from 4 exons. NCBI's taxonomy places the organism in Eukaryota, Metazoa, Cnidaria, Anthozoa, Actiniaria, Edwardsiidae.